Coregonus clupeaformis (lake whitefish) is the source of this 1614-nucleotide messenger RNA. Its product is annotated as LIM domain transcription factor LMO4.1. The record is from RefSeq and is a predicted model, not a curated record. The transcript is spliced from 5 exons. Lineage: Eukaryota; Metazoa; Chordata; Actinopteri; Salmoniformes; Salmonidae. The coding region runs from base 383 to 865 and encodes 160 amino acids.
GACGCUAGUGAUAGUUGAGAGUCUAACUAGUGAUAGAUGAUAAAUCUAACUGAUGAAAAAAUAUGCUUGAUGCCAUCUCUUUAAAACGAAUUUAGUUACAUUGUAUCAAAUUGUAUCUUUGACAACGUGCGCUUUUUCCUUUUUGACAUUGCUUUAAUUCGUUUUAAUUAACCCGUUUCGCAAAUGUUUCGCUUUAUUUGUGUGAUAUGAAUAUCAGAGAAGCGCUAGUGUGUGACAGUUUGGUUUAACUACUGUUGAAAGACUAUCCGCAGUCGUCCAUUGGAUUUAUUUUUCUUAUAUAUAUUUUUUUUACAACUAAACUUCUUCACGUCUGAAUACUCUGGAACGCACAUCAAGGAUAAACAGCUCCUGAGGGCCCAGCAUGGUGAACAGUCAGGUGGGUGGUGGUGUGGCGUCACCCCCCAGGUCGUGUGCAGGAUGCGGGGGCAAGAUCGCUGACCGCUUCCUGCUUUUCUCCAUGGAGCGCUACUGGCACACACGCUGCCUCAAUUGCUCCUGCUGCCACGCACAUCUGGGCGACAUUGGCACCACCUGCUACAGUAAAGGAGGCAUGAUCCUGUGUAGGAGCGACUAUAUCAGGUUGUUCGGGCACAGUGGGGCAUGCAGCGCCUGUGGCCAGUCCAUCCCGGCUAAUGAGAUGGUGAUGAGGGCACAGGGCAAUGUGUAUCAUCUCAAGUGUUUCACAUGUGCCACCUGUAGAAACCGACUGGUGCCAGGCGACCGCUUCCACUAUGUCAACGGCACCAUCUUCUGUGAGCACGACCGGCCAGGGGGUGCAUUGCUCAGCAGCCACCUGCCCCCACUGCAGAGCAACCCUGUGCUGCCUGACCAGAAGGUGUGCUGAGUGCUUAGAGCGGUGUGGUUUGCCUUCGUCCUUCCCUUGUCUCCAGAGGAGACAUCCUUGCUCACCCUGCUCCCGAUACUGUUGUUGCGGACCCUCAUCACCAUCCACCACCCUGUCUCUUUGACCAGGUCGUUCUUUUUGCUUGCAGUAUCUAUUUCAGAUGUGUUGUGUAUAUCCAUGUUUGAGACAGUGUACAGAUACACAGUGAUGGUGAGUCGUGUGUGGUGCAGUGCUGGUCUGUCCAUCCAAGACAACAUGGACCACAUCAACUAUUCCAGGACUGAGGCUACAUGUUGUAAGUAAAGGACACCCAAUUGUGUGCAUAUCCAGAACUUUGGUGCUUUUGGACAAAUCUUGCAAUGAUUAAGGUAGGAGUCUGGACCCUGUCUAGGAUCUACAGUAAUAUUAAAGUAGACAAUAAUAAGCUUUCUCAUGGACACCACUAAAACUAUCACUGACAGUGGCAUUGCUGUGGUUAUCAUUAUUGUCAGGGAUAUCCCAUCGCUUAGAUGAUGAACUCACAAUCCAUCUCAAUGGCCUCUCAUCUGUUACUCUGUGAUGUUUAGACCAUCGGGCUGAAGUGAAGGAAGAAGAUAAAUGUACAUUCUUUUUUUAUAAUGUUAUUGUGUGUUUCCCUGUAGAGUUCUAUUUCUUUAAUAAAUGUUGCAUUCAAUUUAAUUUUGGAUGCCUGUUCAAUAUGUGAAAUUAUCCAAUGGAGAAAAAAAUUCUAUUAAAAUAUUUUACUGUAA